AUGGCCGUUGCUAAGUCUAUCGCUAUUGUCAUCAGCAGUACUCGCCCUCGGCGCAUCAACCCUUUCGUUGCUGGUUAUGUCGCCUCUGUCAUCAACUCCAUUCCCCAAACUACAGCAAAGGUGGAAUUGCUCGAUUUGGAAACAGUCAAUCUUCCUCUCUUCAACGAACCUCUAGUUCCAGGAGAGGUUCCGGCCGAUGAUCCCACGCCUCAUUAUCAUUACGAACACACCCGCGCUUGGUCUGCUCUUGUUCGCAAAUAUGACGGAUUCAUCUUUGUUACGCCGCAGUAUAACUGGUCUAUCCCGGCGAGCUUGAAGAAUGCUUUGGACUACGUGUUUCAUGAGUGGAAUGGGAAGCCUGCUGCGAUUGUGACAUAUGGAUUUAGAGGUGGUGUUAAAGCUGAACCUCAUCUACGCGAAAUCCUGACCGGAUUACGAUUGGUUACCGUUGAACCGACUGUGGCACUCAAAAUUGUUAAAGGAGAACCGGGAGAGGGGGAGAAGCUGAUGGAAGAGACUUGGAAGAAAGAUGGAGCGGACGAAAAGAUUACAACCUUGUUUGCUAGCUUGUUGAGCCAUGUUGAAGCAAAGAAUUAA
Trichoderma aggressivum f. europaeum is the source of this 597-nucleotide messenger RNA. RefSeq lists its product as uncharacterized. Gene Ontology annotation, molecular function: oxidoreductase activity; FMN binding. Gene Ontology annotation, cellular component: cytosol. Bases 1 to 597 code for a protein of 198 amino acids. NCBI's taxonomy places the organism in Eukaryota, Fungi, Ascomycota, Sordariomycetes, Hypocreales, Hypocreaceae. The transcript has a single exon. The record is from RefSeq and is a predicted model, not a curated record.